Hyposmocoma kahamanoa is the source of this 3792-nucleotide messenger RNA. RefSeq lists its product as uncharacterized. The transcript is spliced from 2 exons. Gene Ontology annotation, molecular function: G protein-coupled receptor activity. Gene Ontology annotation, cellular component: membrane. Bases 1 to 3792 code for a protein of 1263 amino acids. The record is from RefSeq and is a predicted model, not a curated record. Gene Ontology annotation, biological process: cell surface receptor signaling pathway; adenylate cyclase-activating G protein-coupled receptor signaling pathway. Lineage: Eukaryota; Metazoa; Arthropoda; Insecta; Lepidoptera; Cosmopterigidae.
AUGGUCUAUUUCAAACAAUCAAACCUUUUACAACAGAACUGUCCGAAAGAAAUUUCUAAAAAAGGCAUACAAGUAACGUGGCAUGAAAGUCCGUCAGGUAGCAAUAUUAAAUCAGAACCUCUAUGUUAUUACGAUAACCAUUUGAUCACAAGGCAAUGUAACAACACAGAGUGGUCGCCGCCUCUAACUGAUCUUGACGCAUGCUUCAAAAUUGUUCAACAUUUCAACUUAUCUUCAUGCCCGCCAGGUUUCAUCAAAAUUUCUGAAAACAAUAACAAACAUUGUUAUCAGAUAAAUCAACCAUCCGAGUGGAAUUAUCCAUGUCUCAAAAAUGGAGGUGCUUCUAUCCUUAAUGACCUCUCCGAGAACGAAACUGAGUCGCUAAUAAAUUCAAUCAUGAAUUUAAAUAUUUCUAAGCACUUUUGGUUGCCAGCUCACAGAGCAAAUCCAUUCAGUCCCGUGAUUUGGACUAUUCCUGGACCGAACUGGGGAAGAGUUAUUGAUCGAGACUUUAACAAAUUACGAUCGAGUUUAUCAUGGUUUAAAAACUGUUUGUUGUUGGACGUAGAAGAACUGUUAGUUAAAACGGAGACAUGCGACAAAGUUUACCCAAACUUAUGUUUGUAUGUAAAUAACUUGGAUUACCCAGUAGAAUGUCCUGAAGGGUAUUAUGGGUUCCGGUUCAUGCCCGAUGACGGUAGAUGCUUUGGUAUUGAACAAGCCCUCAACAUGACCCUAACUUAUGACGAGUUCCUUAAUUCUAAAUGUAAGGAUCCAAUGGGUGACAGUAGGACUGAAUAUAAUGAAAUUACAAGAUUUCUCUUUAAGAAAGUCGCGGAAAUGAAAAGUUUACCUGAUGAUACUUGGUGUUGGUUUAAAACGUCAUACAAUACAAGUGAUGAAUCGUUCCAGGACAACUCAAAAAUAAGCUCAGGGAAUCCAUUACUUCAAGGAAUCAUCAAUAACAAUGGUACUUUAGGUUUAACAGAUACACAAUCUAAACUAUCCUGCAUGGCCUGUGAAACUCAAAUGACAUACAAAGACACAGUUUUGACUCUAGAAUAUAUUGAACAGGAACUAAAACUUUAUCUGACUAUAUACUUUCCUUCAGGUUUAUGGAAAUAUGAUUUCAAUGACAUAGGAGUUCAAUGUUUUUCAGAUGCAAAAGGAUUUGUAAGAGUAGUUGAUGUUAAUAAUAUACCGUUUUUAGAAACCGCCAAUGUAUUAUAUUAUGAUGAAGCAAACGUCACAAAUGUAGAAAAAGUUAUUUAUAUUAUCGACCUCGUUACAAAGCGAUCUGCACAAUAUUGGUGCGAAGGACAUACAAAAACAUUAUCAUUAGUAGCUACGAAUAAAGUUGUUGUUAACCCUGAAGGCAAUCAGUUGCACGUAUUUGCAUUAUUUAUAAAAACUUUUGAAUUUGACAGGGAAGUGGAUGAAACUAAGGGUAUUGCAAAUUUAACUAAUAUUGUAGCAACCACUCUAAAUGCAGAACAAGUGCUAGUCAUGGAAGUUUUCGAGUAUUCUAUGAAGCAAAUGGUAAUGUUACUACACGUUCAUGUAGCUCUCACUGGAGAUAGUGAAGAUAAAGGUAAUGACAUAGAAGCCACGCUCAACAUAUUAAAAGGCAAGGCGGAGACUGAACUUCAAAAUCACAAUAUUACUUUUCUAAAUAUAUCCAGCUCACUGUAUUGUUUGCCAACUACGAGCAUUGAUUAUACUAUACUUGAAUGGGAAUUGACACCGAUUGACCACAUUGCUGCACCUAAACAAUUCUGUUUACAACGCAAUGGCCUCCCAGUCAAAAGGCAGUGUCGAGGUUCAUAUGCUUUUGGUGGUUUCUGGGGUGACAUAGAUGGGCAAUGUGAUACAAAAUUUCAACCAUCUUCAACAACAACAUUUUUAUACAAUUUUAUCAGAGGUAGAGUUUCUGAAAACACCACAUUACGUUUUCUCAUUGAUGGGCUUAAUUAUGUUCUUGGAGAUGUAGAUAUUUUAAUUCCUGCUGAUAUUUAUUACUUAGCUAUGUCUUUACAAUAUAUACUAAAUAUGUUACAGCAAAAUGAAACCUCUGUAGAGAUGGGUGAUAUUGAAAAUAUGGCAUGGGCUAUGGAUCGUAUAUUAAUACUCGAUAAUGCCUAUUUACGACUGUCACAGUUAUUCAACUCUACUAAUAUUAUUGUAGAUUCUGUUAGCGAAAUAAUUGAAAGGAUUGCGCAGAAAAGAUUGAUGGAGGAACAACGCUUGUUGAAUAAAAAUUAUUAUCAUCUUGCAGUCGAACCACAGUUUGUGGUUCAAGUAAGCUACCCAGAAUUUACUAAUAUAACCGGACUAGUAAUUUCAAGGACGAAGAAAUCUAACAAAUUCAGUGAUAUGCUUAUACAGCCUCUAUUUAAAAACACAACAUUAGAAUAUGUGUUUUCAAUUAAAAAUUUAGAGCUGGCUACUUGGGUGCCAGAGAAUGUUUUAAAUUCUUUAUGCAAAACGUCAAAUACUUCUUCUAACGACUCUAACAACGAUUUAGUCAAUUCAAAAGAUGUUCACGUGAUAAUUAAUAUUUUUCAUAAUGAUGCUGUAUUUCAGCAGCUGGAUGAAUCCGCGUUUACUAUAAACAGUCGUGUAAUAGGAAUUUCAAUACCGGGAUAUAUUUCAAACUUGAAGUUUCCUAUAGCACUAGUUUUUAAAGAAAUAAAUUCUUCAUCAACAGGGAAAAUAUGUGGCUAUUGGAAUUUUGAAAAAAAAAUUGUAGGGGGUAACCCGGGAUUUUGGACAAAUCAUGGUUGUUUCUAUAUAGACACUAUUGAUGACAUGACAAUUUGUGAAUGUUACCAUAUGACCCAUUUCGGACAAUUAAUUGACAUUAGUGGUAAUCCAAAUAUUAGAAAUAACGAUGUACAUAGUAGAACUUUAAAUAUUAUCACUCUUAUUGGAAGUUUCUUGUCUCUGCUUGGUAUAGCAGGAAUUUGGAUAACAGCCUUUGUAUUCCAAACUUGGCGUAAGAAACCCGGUACAAAAGUUUUACUACAACUUUCAACGGCUAUAGCACUUCCUUUGAUAUUUAUUGUAGUAUUUGAUUUAGAUAAUACCAUAUUUAUUAAUAUCGAUGGUCACAUCACAAUAUCUGAUAAUAUGAAAGUUGUUUGCAUUGUUUUGGGAGCGUUUCUACACUACUCUAUAUUGGCAAGCUUCAUGUGGAUGCUUAUUACUGCAAUUCUGCAAUUUGUACGAUAUGUUAGAGUUUUCGGAGUACACAGACCAUCUAGAUUUAUGAUAAAAUUCACGUUGAUAGGUUGGGGUGUUCCUCUGUUUCCCGUGAUUUUCGUUUUAUUGUUGGAUACCGAUAAUUACAUACCAGAUUUAUCUACUGUUACGUCAACUCAUAAUAUUUGUUACCCUAAUGGCUUUUAUUUCGUAGUGAGCGUCUUGGUUCCUGUUUGUAUCAUAUUGCUUGUUAACGUAAUUCUGUUUAUUUUAGUAAUUCACGCAAUAUCUACAGGUCCCGAUGGCAAAAUGAGAGCUACAGACACAGACUUAGUUGGAGCUCAACUCAGAGUCUCUACUUUUCUGUUCUUCUUGUUGGGAUUAACAUGGAUAUUUGGUGUAUUUUCAUUUUCUGAUAGACUUUUCUGGUCAUACCUUUUUUGUUUGACGUCCACUUUACAAGGAUUUGUAUUGUUUCUUUACUUUGUUAUAUGCGAUCCAGUAACGCGAACCUUGUGGGUUACUUUGAUGAGACCCCAAUUUCGAAUGUCGUCUUCUAGGGAAAGCAUUGCUAGCAUAAGUAGCAAUUAA